AAUGAAAAGCAAGCGUAUGACUUGCAAGCUCAAGUACAAAAUAGCAAAAAAGGUGAAAGAGCAUAACAGAAAAACAAAGAGGGAUGUUCAAAAGAAAGGACCCCAACGGCCCAAGAAAGAUCCUGGUAUUCCUAACUUGGCACCAUUCAAAGAAGCUAUCUUGAAAGAAGCCGAAGAUAGAAAAUACAAGGCAAAGGAGCUGAAAAAGAAACAAAAAGAAGAAAGACAUAAGGAGUUCUUGAAGAAUCGUAAAUUAAGUCAACUACAGAAGGAUGCAGAACGGAGGCAAAAGUUGUUUGAAAAGAAGGGAGGCAAGACAAAGGAAGGAGGAGCUACUGCCCAAGAUGUGGAGAGCUCUCGCAAGGCAUACUAUAAAGAGUUCAAGAAAGUUUUAGAGGCUUCUGAUGUGGUGAUUGAGGUAUUAGAUGCCAGGGAUCCUAUCGGCUCUAGGUGUAUCCAGCUGGAGAAGGCUGUAUUGGCAUCAGGAACCAACAAGAAACUUGUCCUCCUACUUAACAAAGUUGAUCUUGUUCCAAGGGAGAUCACAGAGAAAUGGCUGAAGCAUCUAAGGAAUGAGUUUCCUGCAGUAGCCUUCAAAGCAACCACACAAACACAGAGAUCGAACUUGUCACAGUCCAAAGUACCAGUUUCAUUGUCAUCAUCAGAACUUCUUCAGACAAGUCACUGUCUAGGAGCUGAUUCACUUAUCAAGCUUCUCAGUAACUACUGCAGGAAUGUAGACAUCAAAACAUCUAUUACUGUAGGAAUAGUUGGUUUUCCCAAUGUUGGAAAGAGCAGUAUAAUCAACAGUCUAAAGAGAAAUAAAGUAUGCACUGUAGGAGCCAUGCCAGGAGUCACAAAAGCGAAACAAGAGGUCCAGCUAGCUAAAAACAUCAAACUUCUAGACUGCCCCGGUGUUGUCAUGGCAACAGGCAAUAGUGAAGCUGCCAUGGUCUUAAGAAAUUGUGUGAAGCUUGAAACAGUAUCAGAUCCAGUAGUACCAGUGGAAGCCAUUCUAAAGAGAUGUACCAAACAAUCCCUCAUGCUUCAUUAUAACAUCCCAAACUUCAGCAAUGUCAAUGAUUUUCUUUCAUUACUGGCAAGGCGGUAUGGAAAACUGAAGAAAGGGGGUGUAGUAGAUGUUGAAAGUGCAGCUAAGAUUAUCUUACAAGACUGGAACAUUGGUAAGAUAACAUACUUCACCCACCCACCAGAACAGCAUAGCCUACCAAGUCAUGUAGAUGCUUCCAUAGUUACACAAUUAGGACAAGAAUUCGAUGUAGCUUCAUUACAAAAGGAAGAUGAGAAGGUCCUCAAAGGGUUAAGACGUGAACCUACAGCUACAGGGAUGGAAAUAGAGACCAUUGGACACUUAGAAGGAGUCAUUGAAGAUGAUCAAUUGGAUGCCGAUGAUGAAAUUGAACAUGAGAUGGAUGAAGAAGAAGAGGAUGAUGAAGAAGAAGAAGAAGAAAGUGAUGAAAUGGAAGAUGAUGAAGAAGAGGAAGGAGAAGAGCUGAAUGAAGUAACUGUCAAUGUACCAACAUCCAAAGCUAAAGAUGCAAAGAGCAAAAGAGAAAAACUGGAGAAGCUGAAGAAGAAAAGAUCAAGCAAAGUAGAAUCCAACUCACCCAUUGGUAACCAACAGCUCAACAAGGCAUCCAAGCUAGCUUUUAAGAAAAUGCUGAAAAAGAGAAAAAGAUCUGAUAAAUUGGCCACUGCUCUUUCUGAUGAGCUCACCCAGGCUUUUGACUUUUUUCAGUCAGGGCGAGGAGAUAGUGAUGAUGAUGAUAACUACAGCUUUAAAAAAGACUUUUUCCGAUAAUUACAUGAAUAAAUACUCAAAAUGGCAGGGAAGAUUUUUAUUCUUAUCUGCUUUUAAGUUGAAAACUUCUUCAUGAACUCUGAAAAUGUGGUCAUAAAAUAAAGUAGGAUAUAUAUAUAUAUACAUGAAUAUAUAUAUGUGCCAUAUAAAUGAUCCAUAAUUUGCUGGAAAACCAUAAAAGAAGAAUUCAUGUGCUUGUUCUACAAGGUCUUCAGCCUUUAUAGCUUACCUUUUCUGAAACCACUCUUUUUAACAAUAGCUUGUUCAUGGGAGCAUACCACAAAUGCCUUAAAUGCUAAUAAUGGAUCAAGGAGUUAUAUCAUGGAUGGUGAAUUAAAGACAAGAAGUGCAAUCAUUUGUUUCCCCUGCUAUGGUCAAUCACUAUCACCAGUACUCAUUUAUCAAAUCUUGUCAAAACUACACAUGAAAAACUGAAAAGUAACUGUUAACAAGUCAAACCUAAUCACAUACGCAUUUAUGAAAAUUGUCUUUUGAAUCAUUUCUAAAAGUAAAUCACCAUAAUUUUAUGUUUGGCUACAUUACCUUUGAAAGUAACCUAGUAGCCUAAGUAUGCACAUGGCAAAGAGUCAAGAAAUCUAUAUUGAGUCUUACAUAAACAUGUACAUGAAGAGGAGUGUCAAACUGUCAAUGUUGAGAUAAUCUCAUGAUGAAUAAACUGAGUCGAGAUGUUGACUUUUCCAAAUUUCCUUUGAAUUUUUUCUAAAUUAUACAUUGACCUGAAAGAGGUAAUACAUUUACCAAAAGGACAGAGAAAUAAUUUUGGUAUGUGUGACCCUCAUUUUACUCCAUUUAUAUUUCACUUCAUGAUCUACUUGAGACAUCAUAAUUUGGGGGGAUUAUCACUUUUUAAAGAAGCACACAGUGGAGAUGAAUCAUUUCAAGAAAAUAGGGAGUCAGAUUUACAUUAUACUGAAUUGCUUUAUUUUAAUGACCAAGUUCCAUGGUAUGAAAGUUAUCCUGAGGUGUUCAACAUCAUAUGCUGUGUUCUGCAUUGGAUAUGGCUUGUACAGCAAUACAAGAAGAAUAAGAACCUAUGAUAUAAAAAGAUACCUAUGUCAGAUGAACUAUGUGGGCAUUCAUGAUGUGUAACUGAAAGAAUUAUUAUAUAUUGUAUAUAUAUCCAAAACAAUGCCAUGUCUUAACCCUAAUUCUCCCGGGGGGGGGGGGGGGUGGGGGCAUAAUGGCCCCCCCUCGACAAUUUUCGCGAUAUUUCUGCUUCGCAAAAUUUUUUGACCUCGCCGCUCACUGACUUUUUACUUUCAAGUCUCGCGCAAAUUUUGAGAACAAAUUUGUGACGCCCGGGGACGCAGUUACGACAUUACGCAACAUUAUGUAAGUGCAUGUCAGACCCCAAAUUGCUCAUAAACGUGAUUUCAUGUACAAAUCCAAUGCAGAUUGUGUAUUAGCCAAAAUUCAUAAAUGUAUCUUUAUUUCUACUUUUACUGAUUAAACUUAAUUAAUUUUGUCUUGUUUAUGAACAGAAUUAAGUCUGGAACGAUUUCCAUCGAAAAAACAAUAAAAAAACAAAAGGUAAAAAACAAAGAAAUACAAAAGAAAUUAAGAAAACAAUGAAAUACACAAGAAAUCGGUCUUGGUACCAGAAUUUUUUUCAUUCACAAUUGUUAGAAAUGCUAUAAAGAAUAUUUUCACCAAAAAAUAGCAUUGUAGGAGCUUUAUUUAGUGAAUCAGAGCAAAAAGUAUGAUUUCAUGAAUAAAUUAGCAUUAUUAAUUCAUAUAAAAUAAAAAUAUAUGAAUUCAGUGAAAUUUACCAAUGCAACUGCGUAGAUUACGUCAUUCUCUACCAUCAUGCAAAUUUUCGUUGUGAUCGCGCAAUCCGCGGCUGAGAUCUUAAGGGGGGGCUAUAAUGGCCCCCCCCCCCUGGGAAUGACAAGAAUCAAAAUACCCCGGGAGAUUUAGGGUUAAAUAAGUGUGGUAUAAUUUUUUAUUUAAAUGAAGCACAACUUGAUUGCCAUCAAAGUUAUGAAUACAAAUGUGUAUUUAAUAACAAAACCUCUCAGCUUAAAAUUGAUAUGAAUUAAUCGCUACCCCCAAAUUGUAAGAUAAAUUAUAGACAUUUCCUUUGAGUUAUUAUGGGCAACAGUAUGAUUUUUAUGCUUCAUAGUUUUAUAAUCAUGAAAACAACCUUUUGACAAUUAAAUGUAUGUAUCGGUUAAUCUAAGUUGCUUAGGUUCAUCUGAUAUAAAUGUUAUAUUCAAAGUUGUUUCGAAUGAAAAAUAAGUGAUCUAAUUUUGAGAUAUUCUUGUAUCACCAUAGUAUGGACUCAUAAUCACUCUUAAGUAUAAACAAAAUCCUGCACAAUUGUGAUCAGUUAAAGGCUGUUUUAAGUUUAGGUAAAUCUAAAAAUUACUCACUUUCAAAGUUUUUAAUCAUUGUCAUUUAAAGUAAAAGAGUAUCAUAAAAUACAUGUUAUGUGAGAGCAUGGAGGUAAAAAAGGAAGGAGCACCAUCUCGCUUAUUUCAUUUAAAGCCAUGUUUUAUGCUGCAUGGAUAGAAUAUGUCAGGCAUGUGUUUCAUUGGCUUUUUCUUGCACAUUAUAGACAAGAGUCCUAAUUAACUACAGACUUACUGGCUAGAUACAAUAGGAAAUAUGCUUUUGUAAUGAUAGUUAAUUUUCGCUGCCUCUGGUCGGAUAUUAUGAGUAGACAUGUUGCUAACUUUUAUGGGGAAAAGCAAAAAUAAAUGUUGCAAUUAUUACUGAAAUAUGAUUUGAAAUUACUCGACUGGGCGCAUGCGGGCGCAACUGUGACACAUAACAUCUCAAAUUGGUGUAUUUCCUGAAACUAAUUUAAACUUUUUUAUGAGGAAGUGUGUGGAAAUUUUUUUAAAUGUUCAUUUAAAAAUUGUCAAGUUCUGAGGUUUUCUCACAUUUUGAGAAUGUCAUGCAAUAUUUUGCCCAUUUUCAUGACACAAGGCUUUUGAGAUAUAUUUCAUCAUGUGUUUAAUAUCCACAUUUUGUGAUGAAAUAAAAAUAAAAAAUAUUCGUGAUAAUCGAUUUUUUAACACAAAUCACUUCAGUUUUUCCAUGAAACUGGUGGCAUCACAAGUCUCCAUCAAAGGCUACAGUGUACCUGUGUAUUCUUUGAUACUUCUUUAGAAAUCAAAAGCUACAUGAAUCAAUUUGCAUUUCAAUGUCACUCCAUCCUUUAACCUCCAUGGUGAGAGAUUCAGGUUAAAAUCCCAUAUUGCAGGUACGAUUUAUAAUUGAAUUGUCAAAAAAAAAGUCACAGGUAUUGGAUUUUGAUUUAUUUUUGUACAUAAAAAUCACUUCUCAAGCAUAGAAUGAGACAAAAAAAAAUCAGGAUGAAACUUAGAUAUCUUUCUCACCAGAAUGGAUCCCCCCCUUUUUUUGGGGGGGGGGGUCAUAUGCUAGAGCUCUUUGAGGUAUACCAAACUUCUACACAGAAUUGUCAAAAAAUGGUUUAUUAAGAUGUGCGUGCAGUGAAGAAAAUUAACAGUGACCAAGAGUUUUCGAUCAGACCGCAGGUCCCUAUGCUAAUUAGCAAAUUGGCCAGAUUCAUCCAAAAUUCCAAAUCCUCUCGUGGCUGAAUCCUCCCUGUUAAAUCUCGAGAAUCAUGAGAUUUUCUUUAUCUAAGAAUUUACCUACUUUAUCCUCAAGUUAAAUUAAAUAUCUUUGCACAACUUGA
Messenger RNA from Lytechinus pictus (painted urchin), 5507 nucleotides. RefSeq lists its product as uncharacterized. The coding region runs from base 2 to 1822 and encodes 606 amino acids. The transcript has 12 exons. Gene Ontology annotation, cellular component: nucleolus. The record is from RefSeq and is a predicted model, not a curated record. Gene Ontology annotation, molecular function: GTP binding. NCBI's taxonomy places the organism in Eukaryota, Metazoa, Echinodermata, Echinoidea, Temnopleuroida, Toxopneustidae.